GGCAGAGCAGCGGCGUCUUCUUCCUCUCGUCCCAUGACGUCACUGCUCGGAGGAUUAAAGAUGGCGGCCACAGGGACGCUGCAACUCAGCCGCUUCUCGGCGCUUUUGGUUCUUUUUUUGGCCGGGUUCGGCGUCUUAAACCCGGGAAACUGCGAUGAGCAGGUUCCGCUGAUCCUGUGGACCAGUGAGGGGGUCUCCCUCCCCGCUCAGUCUCCCCCAGCGGCCGGUCACGUGGUCGGGCCGCAGCAGCUCGCUGGUUACCUGCAGAGAGCUCUGAGGGCCGGCCCGAAGAACGUGGUGCUGUUCCUGCAGGAUAAGAUGAGUGUGGAGGACUUCACGCUGUAUGGAGGAGCAUUUGGAAACAAACAGGACAGCGUUUUCCCAAAUCUGGAGGACGCUCUGAUGUCCUCAUCUUCCCCCCUGGUGUUAGCGUCCGUGUCCUGGCCGGCCUCCAGCGCUGUGAUUGGCCAGCUGCAGGACCAGUUGGAGACGUCCCCUCUGUACAUGGACCCUGAGACUCUGAGCCAGCUGAGACUCAACGCGUCCUCGCCGGCGCUGCUGGUGUUCAGGCUGCCGUACGCCGGCGGUUCUGAUUUGAUGUCUGCCAAAGAGAUUCUCAGUGGAAACGAUGAGCUGAUUGGUCAGGUGUUGAGCACCAUGAAGACGCAGUCCGUCCCGUACACGGCCAUCUACACGGCGCUGCAGCCGUCCAGGGAGGUGGUGUCUCUCUCGAUGGACAGUGGUCUGGGCGGAGGACGUUCCCUCCUGCAGGCCCGAGGACAUCGAGAGAGGGAGCGAGAACGGGAGAGGCAGCGGAAGAUGAAGGAGAAGGCUCAGAUCUACGCUCCGGUGGAGUUUAAG
This is a messenger RNA of Perca flavescens (yellow perch), 861 nucleotides long. RefSeq names its product V-type proton ATPase subunit S1. The annotation marks the transcript as partial. Gene Ontology annotation, molecular function: ATPase activator activity. NCBI's taxonomy places the organism in Eukaryota, Metazoa, Chordata, Actinopteri, Perciformes, Percidae. Gene Ontology annotation, cellular component: proton-transporting V-type ATPase complex. The transcript is spliced from 7 exons. The record is from RefSeq and is a predicted model, not a curated record.